UCCUGUUCCACAGGGAGCAUCUGCACCUCCCCAGCUCUCCCUGCAUUGCAAUGCAGCUUUCUGGAGCACAGCCAGCUGUAGAAUCCCCCGAGGCCCUGUGCAGCAGCCCCUGGAGGAGCGAAUCUUCACGCCCACCGUCUCUGCUGUCUACAGCACCUUUAUCUCCACACAGGUGACCCAAGUAGCAAGACAGCCUGGCCCUCCUGCCCCUUCCCCUUACACUGCACAUGAGAUAACCAAGGGACACCCAAACCUUGCUGCCACGCCGCCGGGACAUGCCUCGUCCCCUGGGCUGUCACAGGCUCCUUACCCCUCAGGACAGAAUGCAGCUCCAACCACGUUGGUGUACCCUCAAGCCCCUCAAACAAUGAACCCCCAGCCUCAGACCCGCUCGCCGUUUGCAGCGGGGCCUCGACCUGCCCAUCACCAGGGAGGAUUCAGACCCAUACAGUUUUUCCAGAGGCCUCAGAUCCAGCCUCCCAGAGCCACCAUCCAGAACAGCAGCCCUUCCAUCCGUCCUGGUGCGCAGACGCCGACCGCGGUCUACCAAACCAACCAGCACAUCAUGAUGGUCAAUCACCUGCCAAUGCCCUACCCGAUGCCUCAGGGCCCCCAGUACUGUAUCCCACAGUAUCGUCACAGUGGCCCUCCCUAUGUUGGGCCCCCCCAGCAGUAUCCAGUUCAGCCACCAGGACCAGGGCCCUUUUAUCCAGGACCAGGUCCUGGAGAAUUCCCCAAUGCCUAUGGAACACCUUUCUACCCAAGUCAGCCAGUCUACCAGUCUGCACCCAUCAUAGUGCCUACACAGCAGCAGCAGCCUCCACCAGCCAAAAGGGAGAAGAAAACGAUCCGGAUCCGGGAUCCCAACCAGGGAGGCAAAGACAUCACAGAGGAGAUCAUGUCUGGAGGGGGCAGCAGGAACCCAACACCUCCCAUCCUCAGACCUACUUCCACACCUACUCCACCUCAGCAGCUGUCCAGCCAGGUCCCUGAGCACAGCCCUGUGGUCUAUGGGACCGUGGAGAGCACCACCCACCUCGCUGCCAGCACCCCCGGCACGGUGACCAGCACCCCCAAGCAAGAAGAGAAGCCAAAACCAGAUCCAGUAUUAAAACCACCUCCAGUCCUCAGAGCUGAACCUGCUGGGGAGAGGAAAGAUCAAGCUGGCCCGACGGCCGAGGCCGCCUCGGUGGAAACCUGCCCAGACCUUCCUCUCGCUCCAUGCCCCAGCCCGGCCGCCGCCGUUCCCGGCAAACCUCCCCCCGCGGCUGACCCGGAGGAGAAGAGCGAACCGGCGCCCCCGAGAGAGGAGGCGCUGCCGGCGCCCCGCUCCGACACGCCGGAGCCCUCGCCCGCGGAGGAGGGAGGCUCCGGGGCCCGCCAGGAGCCCUGCGGCGCCGCCGCCGGCCCCGCGCCCGCCGCCAGCCCCGCGCCCGCCGCCGCCGGCCCCGCGCCCGCCGCCGCCAGCCCCGCGCCCGCCGGCCCCGGGCGGAGCGGCGAGCCCAGCGGCGGGGACAGAGGGACUGCCGCCGAGGGCGCGGCAGAGGCUGCCCCGGCAGAGGCUGCCCCAUUGACUGUAGAGUCGGAGCCACCAGAAGCGCCCCCAGCAGAAGCGGAAAGCGUGCCAGCAUCGUCCGCUGCGCCGCAGGCUGCGCCGCAGGCUGCUCCCUCUCCGCCGCCCACCCCGCCGCCCACCCCGCCGCCGCCCUCUCCUCCCACUUCCGUUGCUGCUGCUGCUGCUGUUACCACUACAACUCCUUCUCCACCUCCUCUCCCGUCUCCUAGUGCCCUCCCUGUUGUUCAGGGGGAUGUAGAAGGAGAGGAGAGCACAAGAACUACUCUUAAUGAAGAGGUAAAAGAUGCUGAGAAGAAGGAAGAGACAGAAGCAGAUGGGCAGCUGGAGGAGAGCCUGGAGGCUCCCAGCUUAAACUUGAGCAAGAGUCCUGUCCCAGCCCCAACAGCUCUAACUGCACCAAAGACGUGGAAGAAACCAAAAGAGCGACCCCAAGGCACUGAGGAGGUGACAGAGGCAGACACAGAGCCCCAGGGAGAAGAGGAGCUUGUGGGUGACAAAGUACUUGAAUCCGAGCAGGAGAAAAUGAGCCCUGGCUUGCAGCUGGAGAGAGCCUGCCCUGGGCUGCAGAAGGCAAAGGCUGUGGAGGAGAAUGGGGAGCAGGAGGCAGAGCCUGUGCGCAACGGCGCCGAGAGCGUGGCGGAGGGAGAGGGAGCCGAGGCCAACUGCGGCUCCCCGGAGAGCUCCAGCGACCUGCCCCUCUGCCACUACAAACCAGAGCAGUGGAAGCCCCUGGACCCAGAGGGCAAGAAGCAGUACGACAGGGAGUUCCUGCUGGACAUCCAGUUCCUGCCUGCCUGCAUCCAGAGGCCUGAGGGGCUGCCUCCCAUCAGUGAUGUGGUCCUGGACAAGGUCAACCAGCCCAAGCUGCCCCUGCGGACCCUGGACCCCCGGAUCCUGCCCCGAGGCCCUGACUUCACUCCGGCCUUCGCUGACUUCGGGAGGCAGACCCCGGGGGGCAGAAACGUUCCUGGAAGUGCCUGCAAAGUGCAGAGCAGCCCUGGAUUGCCCUCCCUGGCUCGCUGUGGGUCCCCAGCAUGCCCUCUCUUGGUCUCGCCUCACCCCCCAUUGAGGAACCUGCCACUAGGGUUGUUGAAUGUUGGACCAAGGAGAUCUCAGCCAGGCCAGAGGAGAGAGCCCAGGAAGAUCAUCACUGUGUGUGUGAAGGAGGAUGUCCACCUGAAGAAGGCAGAGAAUGCCUGGAAGCCAAGCCUGAAGAGGGAGAACCAGACAGAGGACCCAGAAAACGUCAAGACUCAGGAGCUGUUCCGCAAGGUCCGAAGCAUCCUGAACAAGCUGACGCCGCAGAUGUUCAACCAGCUGAUGAAGCAAGUGACAGAUCUGACAGUGGACACAGAGGAGAGGCUGAAGGGAGUCAUUGACCUGGUCUUUGAGAAGGCCAUCGAUGAGCCCAGCUUCUCCGUGGCCUACGCCAACAUGUGCCGCUGCCUCGUGACGCUGAAGGUGCCGAUGGCAGACAAGCCUGGCAGCACGGUCAACUUCCGCAAGCUGCUGCUCAACCGCUGCCAGAAGGAGUUCGAGAAGGACAAGGCUGACGACGACGUCUUCGAGAAGAAGCAGAAGGAGCUGGAGGCUGCUACCACUCCCGAGGAGAAGACGCGGCUCCACGACGAGCUGGAGGAGGCCAAGGACAAGGCCAGGCGGAGGUCCAUCGGCAACAUCAAGUUCAUUGGGGAGCUCUUCAAGCUGAAGAUGCUGACAGAGGCCAUCAUGCACGACUGCGUGGUGAAGCUGCUCAAGAACCACGACGAGGAGUCCCUGGAGUGCCUCUGCCGCCUGCUGACCACCAUCGGCAAGGACCUGGACUUCGAGAAGGCAAAGCCCCGCAUGGAUCAGUAUUUCAAUCAGAUGGAGAAGAUUGUGAAGGAGAGGAAAACGUCCUCCAGGAUUCGGUUCAUGCUGCAGGAUGUCAUAGACCUGAGGCUGUGCAACUGGGUGUCAAGAAGAGCAGACCAGGGCCCCAAGACCAUUGAGCAGAUUCAUAAAGAGGCCAAGAUUGAAGAGCAGGAAGAGCAGAGGAAGGUCCAACAGCUCAUGACCAAAGAGAAGAGGAGGCCAGGUGUGCAGAGGGUCGAUGAAGGUGGCUGGAACACUGUGCAGGGGGCAAAGAACAGCAGAGUGCUGGACCCCACCAAGUUCCUUAAAAUCACCAAGCCCACAAUAGAUGAGAAGAUUCAGCUUGUGCCUAAAGCCCAGCUGGGCAGCUGGGGAAAGGGCAGCAGCGGUGGAGCCAAGGCGAGCGAGAUGGACUCCUUACGACCAAGUGCCACUAGUUUGAACAGGUUCUCUGCCCUGCAGCCCCCAGGCUCAGCUGUGUCUGCCUCACCUGCAGCUGCAGAGCUGGACUCUCGCAGGGCCUUAACGAGCCGCGGCAGCACCGGCAGGGAGAAGAACGACAAAGCUCUGCCGCCGGCCCUGGCCCGCCCCAACACCUUCCUGCGGGGCAGCGGCAGCAAGGAGCUGCUGCUGGACAACCAGGCGCAGGAGGAGCAGCGCAGGGAGAUGCUGGAGACGGUGAAGCAGCUGACGGGAGGCGUGGAGCUGGAGAGGAGCGGCGCGGAGGCAGAGCGCAGCAGAGCCAAGGAGCCCGCCAAGCCUGAGGCUCCCCAAGCUCCAGCACAAGAAAAACCUUCCCUGUCAGAAGAGGAGGUAGAGAGAAAAUGCAAAUCCAUCAUUGAUGAGUUCUUGCAUAUUAAUGAUUUUAAGGAGGCGACGCAGUGCGUGGAGGAGCUGAGCGCCCGGAGCCUGCUGCCUGUCUUCGUGCGAGUGGGAGUGGAGUCGACGCUGGAGCGGAGCCAGCUCACCAGGGACCACCUGGGCCAGCUCCUGCACCAGCUGGUGCAGGCAGGCAAGCUGAGCAAGCAGGACUUCUUCAAGGGCUUCUCAGAGACCUUGGAGCUGGCAGACGACAUGGCCAUCGACAUCCCCCACAUCUGGCUGUACCUGGCUGAGCUGGUGACCCCCAUGUUAAAAGAAGGAGGAAUCUCUAUGAGAGAACUUAUACAAGAAUUUAGCAAACCUUUGCUUCCUGUGGGAAGAGCUGGGGUCUUGCUUGCUGAAAUCUUGCACCUUCUAUGCAAACAAAUGAGCCAUAAGAAAGUGGGAGCCUUAUGGAGGGAGUCUGGCCUCAGCUGGAGGGACCUCCUGCCCGACGGGGAGGACGUGCAGACCUUUCUCCUGGAGCAAAAGUUGGACUUCACCGAGUCUGACAGCUCCAGUCCCUCAGAAGCACUUUCAGAGAAGGAACUCUCUGCAGAGGAGCUGAGCAAGCAGCUGGACAAACUCAUUGUGGAGGACAAGGCCAAUGAUGAGCAAAUCUUUGACUGGGUAGAGGCUAAUCUAGAUGAGAGCCAGAUGAGUUCACCUACAUUCCUUAGAGCUUUAAUGACAGCAGUUUGUAAAGCAGCUAUUAUAGCGGACUCUGCCAGCUUCCGCGUGGACACCGCGGUGAUCAAGCAGAGAGUGCCCAUCCUGCUCAAGUACCUGGACUCAGACACAGAGAAGGAACUACAAGCACUUUAUGCACUACAAGCAUCAAUAGUAAAACUUGAUCAGCCUCCUAAUCUGCUGAGGAUGUUUUUCGACUGCCUGUACGACGAGGAGGUGAUUUCAGAGGAUGCCUUCUACAAGUGGGAGAGCAGCAAGGACCCAGCGGAGCAGAACGGGAAAGGGGUGGCGCUGAAGUCCGUCACUGCCUUCUUCACCUGGCUGCGGGAGGCGGAGGAGGAGUCGGAGGAUAAUUAAGCCCCGCUCGGAGGCCCCGGGAGGAGCCGGAGGAGCAUUAAGGCUUCAAAACAAAAACCCCACCGAGGGGAGCGAGGAAACAAAGACAGACAGAGAGACAAAAGCAAGCCAAUUACAAACAUUAAAGAAACAAAACAAA
Molecule: messenger RNA, 5477 nt
Organism: Dryobates pubescens (Downy woodpecker)
Lineage: Eukaryota; Metazoa; Chordata; Aves; Piciformes; Picidae
Gene: EIF4G3
Product: eukaryotic translation initiation factor 4 gamma 3
Exons: 36
Coding region: 368-5338 (1656 amino acids)
Cellular component (GO): eukaryotic translation initiation factor 4F complex
Molecular function (GO): translation initiation factor activity; mRNA binding; protein binding
Source: RefSeq, a predicted model, not a curated record